AUGUUCCGAUCGCACCUGGGGCUCUUUCUCGAGGAGGACAACAUCAGGCACGCACCCUGUGAAGGGCCAGAUUGCUUCGACCUUCGCGGAGGCGGUCUUCCUUUCGAGCCCCCGCCGUUGGCUUCAAUAUGGCGACGACCUGUUGCAGCAAUGCUGGACGAUUCGCUCGAGCCACGACUUCGAGGAUCGCUCGAGAACUUUCUCAACGAGAGCACCAUGAUGGAUGAAGUGCACGACGAGGUCGGUAGGCUACUCCGGUCGGACCGACCUUGUGGUCGGAUCGUGUGCACCAACAGUCCCGAAUGCACCGCAACGAUCCACGACCUGCGCAUACGCGUUCUAGAACCUCUGCUCCUAUUCGUGUUGAAGCGGUACUACGAUUCAGUUGGCGACUCCGAUACGAGCGAGCGGCCCAACAGCCUGUACUACCUUCGCUUCGAGGCUCCACAGCGUUCUCAUCCACCCGGGAUCACGCUUGCCCUGAUGAGAGGCAACGGAAGGUGCUUGUCCCGCCUUUCGAUUAUCCUUGAGGAGGACGCGUCCUUCAUGUCAAACGGUCCUCAACCGAAUUUGUUUGCGCGCGACGACGAGUGCAAGUUUCAUCUUUAUCAUAAUGGUCCGAUCCCUCUUGAUCUCGGAAAGAGGAGCCAUGGCGCACAGGCGAUGUUAAACAAGGUCCGUCGAACACGGUGCGGACCAUGCCCCACUACAGCUUAUAUCGUAUGCCAAGCCGAGCUUCCUUGUUUGACACCAAUGCCAACACAGCUGGCUUUUCUCAUGGAAUCGGCCAAUGAAAGAAAUGACAAGACGGGUGAGGUGGAAGUCCCUGUACGAUUCGGCAUGAUGAUCAGCUCUCAUUUCGUCAUCUUGGCCGAAGCAGGUGAGCUAGCUUGGCAUUCCGUGGCAGCGUAGAAAAAGAAACUUACGCGCCAUUCCUUCUUGCAUGUUCCUGUACACUAGUUGUAAACCCCCAAAACCUUCAAGAGAUGGGGAUCUUGUACUCGCGCAUCUACACCACCGCCUCACGACGCCCCCCAAUCCCCCAUCAAGAGCCAUUCCUAUUCGAUUACAUAUCCGUCGCGCUUAUGUUCCUGGCCGCUGGUAUUGACCAUAUCGCAACAGCAGCGCCCCCCUCACCCGAAGCUCUUCAACUACUGUUCGCACAUUCAAUUGACCCGCAGGAGCUGGACCGAACCGUCGGGGCAAUCGGAGUUGAGUGCGCAAUCGAAGCACCGGAAGCUUCUGAAUCACCGCGGGCAAAAAGACGGCGCACCCGGGGCACGAAGGCAACAUCACAGCCACCAUCACCACUGUUGAAGGACUUCUGGCGCACGGGUGGUCACGUUGUACAAGUGACGCUGGACACGUCUGUAGCUUCGGUAUGUUGCGAGAUCCAGUGGCAGAUGCUCAUUCUUUCGGCGUACUACCACCGACUCGACGGAACGCUCGCUAGCUGACUGAUCUUUAUGUCCUGGGCGCCGGCUACAUGCACAGAUACAGAUCGCUCUUGUCUGGGAGUAUUCGCCAGACCGACUAGACCCUUACGAGGCGGUCGUGUUCAAGCUCAGCGAAACAUCGAUUCCCAACGAAGCGCUCGUGAAAACGUCUGAGUUCAGAACAACGCCUAGCCUGAAACGCCUUUCUCCUGCUUUGCUAGAAUAUCUCUCCCGCGAGCUUUAUGAUGAUGGAGAGCGCUCACCACUUCUUAUGGCAUCACUUUCUGCGCUGGAUAGGUGCGACUUGCAAUCGUUACCGCAGAUUCGGAUACCGCAACUCCUCGCUAUCGGUGGAUAUGGCUCUGCUUAUGGAGGUCAACUACGUACGAAGGCACCCGCCGGCAGCCCCUCUCGACAUUCGAACAAGUCGGUUCAAGCGGGUAUAGCACCACGCCUACUCGCUGGCCUUGAUUCGACCAAGUCUGAGCCCAUUCCGCAGCAUAAGGUGAUGCUGACGGAUACACCGAUGGUGAUCAAAAUCUUCGAUGGGUGGGGGGCGGGCAUCCGGGAGUCUCUCUUCUACGAGCACGUUUUUCCUCUUCUACCCAAAGAGGCUCGGAAGCUCCUCCCCACGUACUACGGGACCUAUCUCCAAGCUGGGCCGUCUCGGUCCAUUGCUCUUGUGAUGGAAUAUGGUGGAAGACAGAUCAGAGAUUCUGAUCUCGUCCCAGAAUUCGACGAUAAAGUUCGGUGAGUGAUCAAAGUGCUGGCAUCUGAGCUCACGCAGGCUUGGCGCAUCAGAUUGACAGGUGUUGGACGUCUGUGUGGCGUGGGUCCUAAAGCCAAGCAGUUCAGAUGUUCGCUCGACUCGGGAUCGAUCACGGAGAUUUGAGGCGCGACAAUGUUUUGCUACGGGAUGACGGCUCCCUGUGUUUGAUCGAUUGGAACCUUGCCAAGCUCGUAUCUCAGUCAGCACCGUCGUCAUCAGAGGUGUCAGAAUGA
Messenger RNA from Microbotryum saponariae, 2438 nucleotides. NCBI's taxonomy places the organism in Eukaryota, Fungi, Basidiomycota, Microbotryomycetes, Microbotryales, Microbotryaceae. The record is from the annotation of a GenBank genome assembly.